AUGGGCCUGCGAUCCAGUCUACUGAAUGCUUUAGAUGCCAUUGAAACGCCCGCGGCUUUUGCAUCCUCUGGAGAAAUUGGCUUUGUCGAUCCAGGGGUGUUUGUCCACGGUAUGGGUCCAAUCUACCUCCCCUUGGAUGAAUCACAAGCGCGACAAAUGAUCGAGCAGGCGCAUCAGGCCCCCUAUGGCAAGGGAAGCGAAACGAUCAUUGAUACCUCCUUCGAACUGCGAAGACCGAACUGGAACACCUUCCUCGAGCGAGUGGUUGCCGGUGUCGCGCGGGAGCUGGACCUUGACUCGACCGUUCAUGCCGAGUUGUAUAAGAUGUUGAUCUAUGAGGAGGGAGCCAUGUUCAAGCCGCACACCGAUACAGAGAAGGCGCCUGGGAUGGUUGCGACUCUGGUCAUUGGUCUCCCUUCUGCUCACGAGGGAGGCGAGGUGGUCGUGAACCAUCGCGGACAGCAGAAGACCUUCAAGUUGUCCAACACUCAAUGCUCCCAUGCAAGCUGGUAUUCAGACGUCGUGCAUGAAGUGCUUCCGGUCACCUCCGGGUAUCGGUGGGUGCUCACCUACAAUCUUGCCCUGGAUGCUUCGCAACCGCGUCCCGCGGGAGGUCUCCAACCACCAGACACCUCGCAUCUUUACAAGACCCUCAAGCUCUGGGUGGAGCAGGAUGCAAGCCUCGGCCCUACAAGCCACUUCUGGUACCAGCUCGACCACGAAUACACGGAAGCCAGCAUUUCCCUCAGGGCCUUGAAGACGCGAGACCUGGCCUGCGUUCAGGCGCUAUACGAAAUCUCCACCAUGCUGCCCGUGGAUAUCUUCCUCGCCGUUCUAGAAAAGAUAGAGCACGGGACCUGUGAUUAUGAUGAGGACGAUCUCUGGCGGGACCCGUACAAGGUAAUGUAUUCAGAAGGCUUAAAUCAUUCCCUGGUGGAUGUUACGAGCACCACGUAUAAGGUCAAAUCGCUGGUCGACCUUGAUGGGAAAAAGGUGCUUCGGGGAAGGACGCUAGACGCCAAAAGUAUUCUCCAGGCAGAUUGUUUCGAAGAUGUUUCCCCGGAAGAAUCCUACCAAGGCUAUUUCGGAAACGAGGGGCCGGAUGUGACGCAUUGGUACCGAGUGACGGUAAAACCUCCUCUCACCAUAUAG
Messenger RNA from Aspergillus aculeatinus CBS 121060, 1152 nucleotides. RefSeq names its product 2OG-Fe(II) oxygenase. Lineage: Eukaryota; Fungi; Ascomycota; Eurotiomycetes; Eurotiales; Aspergillaceae. The transcript has 4 exons. The record is from RefSeq and is a predicted model, not a curated record. Bases 1 to 1152 code for a protein of 383 amino acids.